AUGUUUUCAAAAUCAACUAAACCUACAUCAAUACCAUUGAAAAAAGCAUUUUCAUCAAAUAAUUAAUAAAAGUAACCAUUAGUUAGUAAACCUUCUAUUUUACAAAAUUAAUCAAUAAAUUAAGUUUAAAAGCCAUCAUUGCAUACUAUAUAAAAGAAAUAAUAAUAAAAUUAAGAAGAAUAAAAAUCUUAGUAAAAUGAAAGCUAAAAUAAAUUUUAAUAAAAGCCAUCUUCUAAAUUUACUUCUAUAAAGACUGUUGACCUCUUUUCAAAAGCAAAUAACUAAAACAGUAAUUCAUUUGCUUAUGUUUAUAAUGCAGGUGGUAUACCAUGUAGAGUAAAUCAUGGAAGUAUUAAAAUGAACAUUUAGUGGAAUUAAGGUGUAAACUUAAAAGAUUUACCUUAUGAUCCUUUACUUGCUACUUGUUUUGAAGGACUUACUGAAGAAAAGCACCCUUAUAAUUUUAUUGCUUAUAAUUGUACUAAGGAAAUGCUUGAAUAAGAAGAUGCGGGAUAAAAAAUAGUACCAAUGAUAAAUAAACUUGUUUGGCCACUAAAGAAUUCUUUAUAAAGCAAAAAUUAAUAAAAUUUCGAUAAUGCUUUAACUAUUUUAAAAUUAUUAUCUGAUACUAUUGGACCUAAUUUAAAUCCCCAUAUAAAAAAUAUACUUUAGCCUAUAGUAAUUUAGAUGAAUAAAUAAAUGUUAAGAGAAAAAAUCACAAUUACUUUAAGAGCACUAGAAGAAAAUGGAGGAGCAGAUGUAGUUAAAAUCAUAAAAUCAGCAAUUCCAACUUACACUAAUAUAAUAAGAAUGUCUUCUUAACUUACAGAAAAUUUUAAAGGCAUAAAUGAAAUUAUAACAUAAUUCAUAUAAUAAAUAGGAGAUUGUCAAAAAAGAGAAGAUUUUAAUAUUCAAAAAAUUAAAUCUACAUUUGAAAUAUUUACAAAAAAUAUGGAUUAAUUAUUAUACCAAAUUAACCAAGAUUAUGAAAACCUAGAAAAAGUAUUAUAAAAGCAUGAAAGUGAUAUUAGAAAUCGUAUUAGAACUGAACAAUAAUUAAAGUUGUUUAUAGAAUCUUUAUAGUAAAAAAUUGAAGAAUGUGAAUAAGAAUAAAGAGGAAUUUUAAAAGAAGUGAGAAGAGCUCUUUUAGGAAAAGAUGUUGAUGAAGUUUAAGACGAAUAAAUAUCAUAAGAAGAUUUUGACGAACCUCAAGAAGAUUUUUUACACGAAGGACUAUCCCAUGAUGAGUUUUUAAGACGUGCUUAGAAAUAUUAAUUAUAAUUAUUCUAAAAAUAAAUACCAGAUCCGUUUGUAAAAGAUUAAAUAAACUCUCAGUAUGGAAAUUAUAGUUCUUAUGACCGAAAUUACUUAUAACUUAAAAAAAUACAUUAAACAGUCCCAAAAAUGGAAUAAAUAGCUUAUGGAUAAUACAAAUUGCACUCUUUUAUGAAGAAUAAUUUACUUGAAUAAGAAGGAUAUCAUGAAUUAUGGGAUGAUUUCUAAAAAGAGCUAAAAGAUUAAAAAGUACAAAUGGGUGAAGAUUAAGCACUUGAGGAAUUCUAUAAAUUCGUGGAAGAAGUUUAAAAAGAAGAUGAUGAAUAUGUACCCGAAUUCGAAGAAAUGGAUAAUACAAAUUUUGAUGAUCCUGUUGAAAUGAGAGGUCUUGAUGAUCCUCGUCUUUCGCCAAAAGCAAGAGAUGAUAUUUAUGAAUUAUAUUAAAAAGGGUGGAGUAUUAAAGAUAUAUGUACUAGAUAUGGUAUUAUACCUGAAAGAACAAAAGCUGUUAUUUGGUAAUGUGAAAAAUUUUAUACUUAAAUUCUUCCAAAAGCAGAUCCUUUAUUAGUUUAUUUGACAUAUUAGAUGGAAGAAGAAUGGGCUGAAGAAAAUGGAGGCUGGUAAGAUUAUGGAAUUGAUUUAGAAGAUUUGAUAGAAAGAGAAAGAGGUACACACAGUUUAACAUUUGAAAAAUAAAGAGAAGUUGAUUUUGGUAAUCCUUCCAAAAAAUGGACAAAAGAAGAAAGGGAAUAAAUUAAAUUCAGGCAUACACCAAAAUCUGAAAAAAUUACAUAGAAAUUAGAUGGGGGUAUAUAUCAAAGAGGGUAUCUUAUUAAAGAUUGGAAGGCUCAUAGAGGUAAAUGUAGAUAAGAUGUUAGUAGAGCUUUUAAAAGAAUUGUAGAACAUUCACAUGAACCUCAUAGAUUACCAAGUAGUUCAAUACUUAAAUUAAAAAAUGGGCCAAGAAUUGGAGCUUAAGGAUUAGGAACUAAACUUUGA
Ichthyophthirius multifiliis is the source of this 2274-nucleotide messenger RNA. RefSeq lists its product as hypothetical. The transcript is spliced from 15 exons. The record is from RefSeq and is a predicted model, not a curated record. Lineage: Eukaryota; Ciliophora; Oligohymenophorea; Hymenostomatida.